AUGGAUAGAAAUGAAGGGGGUGAUUUCCCAAUAAACACCCCUAAUAAUAUAAAUAGUAGUGGGGGUAGUUAUAAUAAUAGUAUGAAUAAUAGUAGUAAUAAUAUUGGUAGAGAUAUUGGUAAUAAUCAAAGUAGUAGAAAUUUAAAACCAAAACCAUCACAAAGCAAUUUGAAAUGGAUAGCAAGAGAUUUAAAAAAGAAAUCUGUUAGAAAAGAUUCAGAGAGAAAGUUAAAGAGUAGUGGUGUUUUAAAGAAAAAGAAUACUGUGAUGGACUUUGGUGAAGAUGAUGGUGGUAGUGGUGACGAUGGUAAUAUAACCGAAGGUUUACCAAUUAGUGAAGGUAUGGAUGAUUUACCAUCAUCUUCAAACUCUCGUGGCGGCAGCGGUAAUGAUGAACAAAAGAAACAGUUCCCAAAGGAAAUGAAUUCUCCAUCAUCGGAAUAUGGCACAACAAGUGGCGGUCAAAGAUUUGAUACAUUGGUUGAUCCUGAUAUUAGUUUAGCAGAGAUGGAAGAGAAAAUGCGUCAACACAAGGUAUACCAAGAGCAACAACAGCAACAACAACAACAGCAACAACAACAAAAGCAAAAAGAUAAAGAGUUGUCAUCACAAAAGAAGAAACCAUCAUCAAUGCAAUUAAGUAAAAAGAAACAUGUCGCCAAAGAAGAUUCUGAAACAUUAGAGACAAUCAUUGGUGAAGAGAAGAAGGAGGUUGUAUUUGAAGUUAAACCAUACUUUUCUCAUGCAAUUCUUCAAGCAACCAUGGCGGUAUUUUUAAUUUGGAAUAUUUUUUACUUUGCAUAUCGUGCCGGUUGGACAAUGAAUAGAACCGAUUAUAUCACAUUCUCUUAUUCAAUCCUUUUCAUCAUUGUAGAGUUUAUCUCAUUUUUGGGUUCAGCAUUGCAUUUGAAUAACUUUACCAAUCCAUGUACUUUUGUUUUGGUGGUAACAUUGGAACAAAUCCUUGCCAAGAGAAGAAAGAAGCAUCCAACCGUUAUGAUGUACGUUUGUACUUACAAAGAACCACCAUCCAUUGUAUCACGUACUUUUAGAACUGCAAUCUCUAUGGAUUAUCCAAGUGAAAACCUUUGGAUUGGUUUAUUGGAUGAUUCUGUAAAUUAUCGUGAAUCAAGAGGUUGGGCACAUCUUCAAUCGGUUGAAAAGAAUUUCCUUUAUGUACUCUUACAAAAGGCAGUUUAUUCCGUUCACAAUAUUCGUCCACCUGUAACAAGUCAACAUGAAGAUCCACAUGGUAUUCUAAAUGAAACCAGUUCAAAGAUUGAAUCCUCAACAAAGGAAGUCAUUGAAGCAGAGGUUCAAUGGUUUAUUGAAUAUUUCCUAUUGAAUUCAUGGUUUGGUGUUGGUCAAGAGAUUCCAAGAGAUGCCGAUGAUGCUGAACGUGCUUUAAUCGCUAAACUUCGUGAUGAUAAUUUCUCACCAUAUCGUACAUUCACAAAGAGUGAGAGUGAAAAGAUUUCCAACUUUACCAUUGACUCCCUCCAAUCAUUAUGGCAUGGUUCAGCAUUCUUCCGUCCAUUGAUUCGUUCAAUUCUCUUAAAGAAAGAUUAUGUUAGAAACUUUGUUUCCGAAUUGAAUAAUCAACAUCGUCUUAGAUUCCUCAAUACUGAAGCAUUAGCAAUGGCACAAUAUCAAGUGUUGAUGAUGGGUAGACAAGAGUUACCAUGGGAUGAAAUCUCUUCCGGUAAUGUACGUAUAGAUUUCGAUACUUGUGAUGGUCCAAUAGUUUCACCAAAAUGUACCUACCUUCGUAGACGUAAACCACCCAUUCCACAUAAUAAAGCAGGUAACAUCAAUAAUGCCCUCUUUAAUGAAUCAACUAAAGCCGAUUACGAGUUCCUUGGUUUACUUGAUGCAGAUCAACAACCUCAUCCAGAUUUCCUCAAAAGAGUUUUACCAUACUUUUACAGUGAUGAAGGUCAAGAUUUGGCUUUUGUUCAAACACCACAAUUCUUUAGUAACAUUUAUCCAGUAGACGAUCCAUUAGGUCAUCGUAAUAUGGAGUUUUAUGGUCCAGUAAUGGAAGGUCGUUCUGCAAACAAUGCCUGUCCUUUCGUAGGUACAAACGCUAUUUUCAGACGUCAACCACUCUAUGAUAUCGGUGGUAUUAUGUAUAACUCUGUAACAGAAGAUAUGUAUACUGGUAUGAAAUUACAAGUUAGUGGUUACAAAUCUUGGUAUCACAAUGAAGUACUUGUAGUUGGUACCGCUCCAGUAGAUCUUAAAGAAACUUUGGAACAAAGAAAACGUUGGGCUCAAGGUGCAGUUGAAAUUUUCUCUCUCACUCCUUGGGGUUACAUUAGAGGUAAACUUGGUUGGAGAAAGAUGCUUUACAAUCUUGAUUCUUGUAUUUAUCCAUUCCUUUCACCAACUGCUUUCUUCUAUGGUGCUUCUCCAUUAAUUAUGAGUAUUUGGACUGUACCAAUCGUUGUAAAAGAUCCAAUCAUUUUCAUUCUCGUCGGUAUGAUUCCUGUAAUGGUGUUACCAAGAGUCAUUCAAUAUAUGAUUCUUAGAGCCAAGAGACCUUAUGAAGCCGGUAAGAGUGGUCCAUCACUUUGGGUAGAAGCUACUGAUCUUUGGAGAGCUGAACAAACUUUCUUUGGUUUUGCUGGUACUUAUAUUUCAUCAUGGAGAGAAGGUUCCGCUUCAAUCGUUAAACUUCUUAAAGCUAGAAAGAUUAGUCGUCAUAAGUUAGCCAUGUGGAAUUGGAAGAGAGAUUUCGUAAAGAAACCAGUAGUUUGUGAAGUUUUCCGUCAAACUAAAUUGGUCAAUGAAAAUGAUAAUGCUCAAGAAUCAAGUGGUAAACAUAAGGCUGAACAAUCUUUCCGUACUUCAAACAAAGAAUCUGAUACCAUUAAAAAUUCAAGACUUUUCCUUCCAAAUAUUAUCCUCUUUGUUGUUAAUAUCUUGGCUAUGAUGAGUGCUGUACUUAGAUUUAAUUGUUUCCAAAAUGAUAUGUGGCUUUUGGUUGUCGUAGCUGGUUUCUCUUUCUCUACCUUAUGGCAUUUAUGGUCUUUCAUUCCAAUGGCUCUUCGUCAAAGUGAAAAACAAUGGCCAUAUGCUUCUUCAUACCAUGCUCACAAUAUUGUUUUAUUCUUGGUACUUGGUUUCUUGGUAUUACUCUUUGUUGAUGUCAAAGUUUGUAUUCCUAGAGUUGGUUAA
This is a messenger RNA of Dictyostelium discoideum AX4, 3180 nucleotides long. It is a transcript of the gene dcsA, whose product is annotated as cellulose synthase. The record is from RefSeq and is a predicted model, not a curated record. Bases 1 to 3180 code for a protein of 1059 amino acids. Gene Ontology annotation, molecular function: cellulose synthase (UDP-forming) activity. The transcript has a single exon. Gene Ontology annotation, cellular component: membrane. NCBI's taxonomy places the organism in Eukaryota, Evosea, Eumycetozoa, Dictyosteliales, Dictyosteliaceae.